AUACAGUAACCAUUUGCUACGAACCUGAUAACACAAUGAACUGGCAAAGAAAAAUGCUCAGUUCAAUUAUUUUUAUUUUAUAUUUAGGCGUCUCUUUCGGAUUAGACGUCUGUAUUAAACAUGUUAUUUAAAAAACAACACAAGUUUAUAUUAAUAAAUUUCUCAUUAAUUUCUUUUUUUCUUUGUUUUUCUCCUUCUUUAGGAUCCUUUGUUUAAUAAAAAGAAGUAUUUGGAGCUGUCAGUUGUUUGCGAUAAAGGAUGUGUAAGCGUCUAAUUUACUUCCUUAAUCCUUUAAUAAUUACAUAAAGUUUCGUUGAUUUCCUUAUAGUAUUCGCUUUUAGUGAGGGGAGGACAAGAUCCUGUUCAACAUAUGUACAAACUAAUUAGCGAAACUGAAAAGGCAAAUAGUUUAAAUUGUCGCUAUUUAAUCGUGAAAUAGAAUGAUUGUUUAUAGAUAAUGGCUCAAUUAAAUGUUCAAUUGAUUGUUACGGAUAUUGAAAUUUGGAAUGCGAAAAAUAUGAUUCCUUUUAAUGCUGAUCUUAAGACUUAUAUGUUAGGAAUGAGAGAUUAUAGGGAAGAGUCCUUGAACUUGAAAAGAUGGUCCGACGCUACCUUGCUUGUUACGUAAUGAAUUUUUAUUUAUUUAUCUAAUUUUGUAGCGAUUUAAUGAAUUUUCUUUUCUUUUAAGAGGAUACAUCUUCCGAUCGGAGCUUGGAUGGUAUAUGUUCGACGCUGUCUGCAGCAAGGGAGACGCAGUUGGAGUUGUUAGACUAAGAGGCUCUAGAUUAUCAAAACUCGAAGCUGUUCUUACUGCUCACGAACUUGGUCAUGGACUUGGUCUAAAUCACGACGAAACUGGUAAAGACUGCUGCGAAUCCGGAGAUGGAAACUGUGUUAUGGCUCCUAUAGUGAGAAGUUCAAAUGCAAAAUUCGGUAGAUGCAGUAUCGAAAGAUUUGCCUAUCAUAUAAGACAACCAUAUAGAACUUGCCUAUUUGAUAAACCAACUUAUGCUAUGAACGUUAAUCGACCAAAUAAGUGCGGAAAUGGUGUUGUAGAUGAGAAUGAAGAAUGUGAUUGCGGAGCUAGUAAUCUUAAUAAUUGCGCUACAUGCUGCGAUAUGACGACGUGCAAACUUUCCACCGGAAGUGCCUGUUACGAAGGAGAUUGUUGCGAUACAUCUACUUGUCAAUUUCAACCAUCUACGCAUACCUGUAAACAGUCGGUUGGAGAUUGCGAUAUUGCAGAUAAAUGUUCCGGUUCUUCUGCACAGUGUAUCGAUACUUUUAAAUCGAAUGGUCAUGAUUGUUCCGAUAAACAGGGAGAGAAAGGUUAUUGCCUUAGCGGAAUUUGUUCUACAAAGACGAUGGCGUGUCAAGCAGCUUGGAAUUCUGAUUAUAAGGCGGCACAUGACUCUUGCUACAGAACAUCAUUAAACUGGGCUAGUGAAAUGAGUCAUUGCGGUAGUCCGCAAAGCGACGUCUAUUCAAAGUGUACAACUGGAACGGAAAACAAUUUUCAAUGCGGUUUGCUUCAAUGCGAUUCUGAUAACACAAACUACGUCCUAGAAAUACAAGGUUCUCAACGCGCUCAAUCAUAUCGUGCUGGUGACAAAAGAUGCUUAUUUAUACAACAUGGUGGCUGGGAUAUGGAAGUUGGUAAAGGUUCUGGACCCUAUAUGGUUCCUGAUGGUACUAAAUGUGGUGACGGAAAGGCUUGCUAUAAACAAGCUUGUUUGGAUAAGAGUCAGGCCUAUGAUAUGAUUAAAAGUGCUAAGGAACAGAAUACCGCCUCUACUUCCAUUUGCGGUAAUGGCGUAAAAGAGGAUGGGGAAGAAUGUGACUGUGGCGCAACACAAUGUGGUUGCUGCAAUCAAAGAACAUGUAAACUUGAAAAAGUUGGUUCAAAAUGUCUAACGAAUGAUUGUAAAGUUUGUGAUGGAGCUUCAAUCCAUUGUCCAAGUGCAGCAAAUUACAACAGAGCAAACUUCGAAAAAUGUGAUUCUGAAAAUGGCCAAUGCUUUAAAGGUCUUUGUAGGUCAUUGAGACAAACUUGUAAGAAAUAUUUUGGAGAAUCAGCCGAACCUGAUCUCCAACAGAUCAAGAGAAAUGCAUUGCCUGGUAAUUAUCUGUUCAAUGGCGGAGGAUUUUUGAUAUUAAGUUCAGCUGGAAAAGUUUACAGAUAUUACGAAUUUAAGCCAACAAAUGGAGAUGGAGUUUGCGGUGUUGUUCAUUGUAUUUUACCAUACGGUACUAACCCGAAAAUAAGUAAUUACCCAACAAGAGGAUAUACUUCAAGGCGAUCAUCAAGUUAUCCAACAAAGAUGGCUUACUUUUCGAAUUUAUCACCAUUUUCUAUUCGAGGAGUGUCUCAUAGAAUCUACUACCCUCUUAUGAAUGAAAUGGGAGCACCAUGCAAAACGAAUACUGGAGCAAGUGGAUAUUGUUGGCCUUGGUUUAGACGACUUGAUACUAUGUCUAGGAUUGUUAAAUACUACUAUUCUGAAUGCUUACCUAUUUAAGUAAAGAAAAAUUACUUAAUAGAAUUCGGAAUCAAUUUAAAAUUGUAUAUAUAGUAUAAUGGUUAUUGGACGCACUACUGUAUAUGUUCUAUAUAAACAUACAUAAAAAAUGAAAGAUCUCUCCAUGUUCAGUGAAUAAAAUGAUGUCAAAAUGUUAAUUAAACUGGAAUUACGUAAUCAUUUUCACAGAUUUCAACUACGAAAAAUUAUUAUUUAAAUAAUCUUUCAACUAAAAUGAAGAAAUAAUUAACCUUUGAUUUAUGUUAUAGAAGCGAUUAUCUCUAUCUUUCUUUUCUUUCUCCUUGAGUUUGUUCUCUUUUAUUACGCAUGUAAGAAAAAAGUGUCCUUAAAUUAAAACUAUAUUAAAGGACAUGUUAUAGCAUGCCAUUCAAGGACUAGUUGGCUUAUUUCAAAUUAGUUAGAAAUCUCAUGCAGAAAAAAGCCCCCUCAGCAUUUUUUAUUUAGGAUUAAAAUGCUAUUAUCAUUAAGAAUGUCAAUGUUGAAGGGCAAUAGAAGAUAUAUUAGAUAGUAAACAAUAUUUGAAAAGCACAAACAAAUUGAAAACUGAUCAUUUAACGGGAUACUUGACAUAAUUAUUUGACUAGUCCUAUAGGACAGACAGUAAAAGUUAAAAUAUACAUUAAUAAUAUAUUCUAUUGACGUUUAUGGUUUAUGCAAAUUACGAAGAUUAUUAGAAAAUUCUUAUUAAAU
Messenger RNA from Dimorphilus gyrociliatus, 3230 nucleotides. The record is from the annotation of a GenBank genome assembly. Lineage: Eukaryota; Metazoa; Annelida; Polychaeta; Dinophilidae.